Molecule: messenger RNA, 3516 nt
Organism: Effrenium voratum
Lineage: Eukaryota; Dinophyceae; Suessiales; Symbiodiniaceae
Source: the annotation of a GenBank genome assembly
AUGGGCGGAAGCGGCUGCCCGUUGGGCCGCCCACGCAAUUGCGGGCCACCGCUGGCGGGCUUUGGUCGGGCGCGCGAGCCCGUGCCAGCGGGCGCUUUACACGCCAUGUUUUUCACCAUCGCGACAGGCAGCGACGACGCUGCCUUGGGCGGGCAAGAUGUCGCGUCCGCUGCCGCGUUGAGACGCCUCCCGUUGUUACGGACGCUUUCGCUCAGCGAGGCAGUCGCGGCGUGCUCCGCGCGUGAUGGCUACCUCCCAGCCACAGCGCAGGCUGUGUUGCUUGAGGCCUAUGGCGGCCUGCCUGUUGCGGCUGAGGCUUUGUCCCUCGCAGCUGCCAUUCGCGCCGCCGAGCUGUUCGUAAGAGCGAGCCGGCGUCGCGGGUGUCGUGGCAGUGGCCGUGCGGGCCGCCACCCGUCAGCAGACAGUGGAGCCCAUGCAGCCAACUUUGGCGCGGACUCUGCCCCAGAGGACUUUGGCGCGGACUUUGCCUUCGGGCCACCGCGCGCUCCCGGAUACCACGCGCGUCUUAGACUUCCCGCUGGAAUUCGCCAGGCAGGGCCGGUGCUACGCAGGGCGCGGCAGCCCGCGAACAUGAUUUGGGGGCGCCAGCCCCGGGGGUUAGGAGGACAAACUCUGGCCACGAAGAUCCAGCGGCGGGCUGCCUGCGACGCAAAGCAUUGCCGCGUGCGCCACGGCCUCGCGGCAAGUGGGGGGGAGCUGGAUCCACGAAGGGUCGCAUCAGCGCUGUGUGGCGGCGCUGGGCCCGACCUCAGCGAGCUGCCUCGGCACCCGUCUGCGGUGAUGGAGCACCCGGAGCUUUUGAACACCCGUUUCACCUACCAGACCAGAAGCCCAGAGGGCAACGUGCAGGAAGGCAGCGGAGAAGCGAUUCACUUGGCGGCCUCGCGUGGGCAUGAGGAGGUUGUUCGGCUUCUGGUGAGCUUGGGUGCUCGAGUUGAAGACAAGGUGACUCGGGGCAAUACGCCCCAUUAUGAUGUUCUUCAUGCUGCGGUGUACGCCGAGGGCAAGGGAGGCUCUACAGCUAUGGUUGGCUACCUCUUACACGUGAAGGCAAAUCCGAACCUGCCAAAUCAGGAUGGACGGACUGCACUUCACUUGGCCUAUCAGACGGGCAAUGUCCCACUGAUACACAGGCUGCAUGAAGCCAUUGACGACUGGGGCACUUUUGAGGAUGCGAUCGUGGAAGGUGGCCACCCUUUGCCUUUAGAAAUCGGCAUCCAUUUUGACAAGAUGUCAGAAGAUGAGUUGUCUGAAUCUGCACGCUUGACAGCUCGAUCCCUGCAAAUCUUCAUAGACCACUUGCCGCACUGCAUUCCCAACUUCUUGCUUCGGUCGUUGCAGAAUGAGGAGGAUAUGGCAGAGUCCGGGAUGGAUCCAAAGUCCAUCGCUCAGUUAAUCGAGACUGAAGACAUUGCAAGCUUGAUGCGGGAAUGCCCAGAUGCGGCUUGCGCCUUGCUGGACUAUUGCUCAUUGCGUCCAGAAGUGACGAGCGGGCACAACCCAUUGCCUACGCGCGUCAGCUUUGCUCCACGCACAUGGACUCAGAGCUUGCAGCAAUCCCUGAACAUGCAGAAUGAGCUGAUGGUGUUCUACAAGCCGGAUCAGGUAUGGGACUACAACGACACAACUUUUGAAAUGCCUCCGUGGCAAAAGCAAAUCACUGAGGAUCACGAGGAUCGACUCAGAGACAGGCGAAGAUGGGAGAAAAGAAGGAGGAGAAUGACAAGGAAGGAUGCUGAGAUCAAAAUCUGUCAUGUGCCAAACUUGCUGACCGCCGAAUACUUCCAGGCCUUGGUGGAUGCAAGCGACACUGAUCCUGCCUUCACACGUUUUGAGAACGAAGUUGUGCGUGCCACCAUCCACUACGCGUUCUGGCAUGGCGCCGUUAUCUAUGAUGUUCUACAGGUGGCCAUGAGCUUCUGGGCGGUGCUCAUCCUUGUCUUUGAGACCGGCAUGUUGCAGCUUGAGUAUUUACAGCUUGAAGGAGGUGUUUCACAGGAGGAUGCAAGGAUGCUGCGAAGUAAAGGUCAUGGAGGUAACUUGGUGGCGGAAGUGCCCUCGAGCGACGACGGGUGCUUGCUGUGCAACUUGCACGUGGCCACCAGCUGGAUCGCGGCCAAAGGGCUCGUGGAUCUCUCCAUGGAGGUGAUCCAGUUCCUGGGCUGCUGCACCAUUGGCCAGCCAGGGAGUUAUCUCACCUUCGGGAAUGCCUUCGACAUCGCGCGCGCGGUGGCCGCUCAGAUGCUUUUUUGGCAUCCCGAGAGCAAGUUGGUUCAUGUCGUUGUCAUUUUCUGUCUGUGGCUCCGGCUCCUCGAAAUCUUCACAUCUGCGGAAAAGGUGGCUCGGGCAGUAUUGCCCGUCAGGGACCUUGCCAAGGGAUUGGUCCCUGCUCUUGUUGUCUUUGGUGUUGGCUACUGUGCCUUUGUGCACGCGUUCUUUGCAGUCAAAGAUACUACGCAGCCAGUGUGGACACAGGUGUUUCACAGCAGCUUUAGCUCGCUUAUCACGGCAGAAAUUCCUGCGGACGUGAACAAGGCACCGUUCGUCGAAAUGUCGUUGGAAUACUUGGCCGUCCUCAUGUUCUCGAUUUUCUUCUUGAACAUUUUUAUUGGCGUGAUCGGUGAGCUCUACCAGAUCGAAAAAGAGCGAAGUGAGCUGACCUUUCAAGAGCUUCGGGCACAGUCAGUCCUGACCUUCAACUUGCGGGCUUUGAUAAUGCCUGGCGCUGUUUGCAAUGCAAGUCUUGCGCAGGCGAUCACAGUGGUCACUCUUUGCAUCAUUGCCGGCACACAAUUGUGCAUCAUCUUCACUCGCACCCGAAUUCCUUUCUUAUCAGUGAUCUAUACCUUCUUGCAGACCGUGAUGGUGGCCUGUGUUUUUCAGUGUCCCGAUGAAGUUUGGGGCGGCGCUCGUGGCACUGAAAACAGAUAUCUUUGGAUGUGUGUGCCAGCCUCGAGACGCGAGGAGGAUGUCCGGGCUGUCGUCAUGGAAGAGUUGCCAGACCCUGCGUGCCUCCCGCUGGUUGUCAUCCACAGCCUACUUGCGUAUGCACUUUGGCGCCAUUUUGCAUCAGGCCAGCGAUGCAGCUGGCUUCUAGUAGAAAGCAAUGGUCUACCGACAGUGUUGGCAGCACCGUGAAGAGUAUGAGGAGUGUGAAGAGCCGAAGAUUCGCUGUCUCGAGCAAAUGGCUGCAGCGACAGCUCAGAAGAGGAGCGAAGUGAAUGCCUCACCGUGCUGUGCACGCUGCAACUCGGUGAAAGAGAAGCCUUGCUGGUUGAUUCUGGGUAGCCCCUGGCUGAAAUCUUUCAGGGAGCUUCCAUGAAGUUGCAUCCAGCGGCUUGACACCGCGCCGGCUUGUAAAUGUCUAUACUAUUUCACAGAUGGAGCGCUCAGAGCAAAGCCGUUCGUUUCCAUCUUCCCAGAAGUCCCUCGAAGCAAGGGCACCAGCGAAGCUAGGACUAGGAAUAUCUCCAUGAGCAAUGCCUGAUGCUUGAU